AUGCGUCUCUCCACGGUCCUCUUCGCGGCGGUCGCCGAGGCCCAGUUCAACCUCCAGGGUCUGAACCACUUGCGCUUCGGGUGCGAGCAAAUCACCAUCGAGCGCCUGGAUCCCCUCGUGAACCCGGGCCAGGCCCCGACGCCGCACAUGCACCAGGUCGUCGGCGGCAACGCCUUCAACGCGUCCAUGGCCUCGACCGACAUCGCCAAGAUCGCUACCUGCACCACGUGUGGACCCGCCGACGAUUUUUCCAACUACUGGACGGCCAACUUGUACUUCAAGGCGCGCAACGGGACUUAUAAGCGCGUGCCCCAGAAGCCUAACCGAUUGCUGUUCGGUGACAGGUUCACGACCCAGACCAACGGAGGUGUCACGGUCUACUACAUCGCCCCAGGAAAGGGCAAGGUCACCGCUUUCCAGCCCGGCUUCCGAAUGCUCGUCGGCGACCCGACCAGGCGUGAGCCCCUGUACAAGUCGCAGAGCUGCUUCCGCUGCUUCUCUGGCCCAGACUACCAGGGCGACAACCAGGCCCCUUGCGCCGACAACAGGUUGGACUUUGAGGGUUUCCCCAACAUGGCCUGCCUCGGCGGCAUCCGUUCCAACGUUCUGUAUCCCACCUGCUGGGACGGAAAGAACCUCGACAGCCCCAACCACCAGGACCACGUCGCCUACCCUGCGAGCGGCCCUUCGAGCUUCCUGUCGACCUCAGACUGCCCCGCUAGCCACCCGGUCAAGAUUCCCCAGCUCAUGCUCGAGAUUAUCUGGGAUACUACCGGAUUCAACAACCAAGCCGACUGGCCCGAGGAUGGCUCGCAACCCUUCGUUCUUAGCACUGGCGACUCUACGGGCUACGGCCAGCACGGCGACUACGUGUUCGGCUGGAAGGACGACGCUCUUCAGCGAGCCAUGGACGACAACGGCUGCUUCAGCGCUACUUGCGGUAGCCAAAAGUCGCAGGAUAUCGCCGCGGCGCAGAAGUGUGUCAUUGACAAGACCGUCCUCGAGGACGUUGACGGAUGGUUGACCGAGCUCCCUGGUGUCCCCAUGGGUUAA
Messenger RNA from Parascedosporium putredinis, 1053 nucleotides. Lineage: Eukaryota; Fungi; Ascomycota; Sordariomycetes; Microascales; Microascaceae. The record is from the annotation of a GenBank genome assembly.